AUGGACCCAGCAGAACGUAGGUACUUGGAGGAUGAGGAUUCAUCACUCAUGAAAACUUUUAAGGGUGCAACAACUGGUUUAGUGGCUGGCACUAUCUGGGGCACUGUAGUUGCAACAUGGUAUGAUGUUCCUCGUGUUGAGAGAAGUGUUGCUCUUCCUGGGUUGUUAAGAACUUUCAAGAUGAUGGGGGGCUAUGGAGCGACCUUUGCUGCUAUAGGAGGAGUCUACAUUGGUGUCGAACAAUUGGUGCAGAACUACAGGGGCAAGAGGGAUCUUGUAAAUGGUGCUGUUGGUGGUUUUGUUGCUGGUGCAUCUAUUCUCGGUUACAGAGGAAGGAGCAUCUCAACAGCAAUUUCUGCAGGUUCAGCAUUGGCAUUCACAUCUGCCGUCCUUGAUUUUGGGGGGCAGACAUUAAAACAUGAUGAGGGGAGGGAGUAUGCUGCAUUAACUACAAAGAAAAGACCCAGUAACGAUGCAUAA
Lathyrus sativus (Indian pea) is the source of this 480-nucleotide messenger RNA. The record is from the annotation of a GenBank genome assembly. Lineage: Eukaryota; Viridiplantae; Streptophyta; Magnoliopsida; Fabales; Fabaceae.